Messenger RNA from Amblyraja radiata (thorny skate), 830 nucleotides. RefSeq names its product CUB domain-containing protein 1. Bases 114 to 785 code for a protein of 223 amino acids. Lineage: Eukaryota; Metazoa; Chordata; Chondrichthyes; Rajiformes; Rajidae. The record is from RefSeq and is a predicted model, not a curated record. The transcript is spliced from 3 exons.
GGUGAGGCGACGCAUCAGGAAGCGGCCGAUCCCGACAAGCAGGAAGGAAGGAGCGAGGAUCGUGUGUCUGUGUCUCUCUGUCUGUGUCUCUGCUCCUCCCGGGACCCGCGGAGAUGCCGGGCGUCGCCCUCGGCCUCGUGUUACUGCUGCUCCGGCUGCCGGCACCGGGUGCUGAGAUGGUGUUGGUCACCACCGGUCUGGAUGUGACCAUUAACAUCAGACAAGCCGUCGGCAGUCCGAGCUUUGCCGACUGCCAAAUGUGUAUCGUGGGGGAUGGUGAUAUAGUUUGUCAUCAGGAGUAUCGGUUCCUUCCGAAUGUCUCUCUCCUCAUCAACUUCACCUGCGCAGAUCCCCAGCACGCCUUCACCAUGGAUGUGAGGAAAGAUAUUGGAAAGGAUCACGAUCUGGAAGACCUUCUCCCUCAGGACCUGCCCAGGUUGAACACCACGUACAUAUGGGCCAUCAACGUCCUCUACAAGGUUGGUGUGGGGAUAAACUUUGGUGGGACGCCAGUGUGGCAGACAGACCUCGCCCACUGUCCAGACCUGGUCCAGUACAGGGUGACGGGUCACGUUCAGUAUGACAACACGUCGGAGGUCCCAGUUGGUACAUUUUGUAGGAAUGGAACCAUUUCCAACCUGAAGAUUCAAGGUCGGACUUUGAUCACCCUCGAGGUGCCUUGGAGCGAGAUGAAUGAUGACACCGGAUUUCAGCUUUCCUUCGUGCCUCCAAUAGGAAGUAGGUGCAGAAUAAUUGUACACCUUCAAAUACUGUACGUCUUGUAAGAGAUAAGGUCUGGUUUGUAGUGGGUCUUGUUUCUUCCUAUUCAU